This is a messenger RNA of Truncatella angustata, 515 nucleotides long. RefSeq lists its product as uncharacterized. Bases 180 to 515 code for a protein of 111 amino acids. The transcript has 4 exons. The record is from RefSeq and is a predicted model, not a curated record. NCBI's taxonomy places the organism in Eukaryota, Fungi, Ascomycota, Sordariomycetes, Amphisphaeriales, Sporocadaceae.
AACUAUUACAAGGUGCUAAUUUGAGCUAUGUUGACAAUCCACGUGUAUAUGAAAAAAAAUUUGUUACACAUUUAGCAAGAGCCCCGAGCCAUCGUAACAUUGUUCAGGAAUGGUGAACGGCAAAUCUGUCAUGCGAUGGACUCCCCCGGUACUUGGUCUUGGCAUACCACCGCUCCACUAUGACAAGCCAAAGGAAUGGAGAAUUGGGGAACAUAUCCGGAACGAUACCAUAUGUCGCGGGGACUGGAUUUGUGUCGUAUAAACAAUUUCACCAAUCAGAUAUUUCUCCUCUUGUGUUAUUGCUAAUAUGGGGUGGAUAUUGGUGUUGUUGUUACCGAGAGUAUAAGACGCGAGAACUGCGUAAAAGUGUGACCGAGCUUGGAAGGAGAGAACGCGAUCACAAUGCCGCCACCAAAUGCCGUGCGAAGGGCAACGCAACUGAGGAAGUUAUGAAGAAUAAGCAACGAAUGGAGCCGCGAAAGAAACCAAGUAUUGCCAGAUUGGCGAAGGAAUGA